AUGGGCCAGAUCGCCCUCAUCGAUUUGCUCGCGCUACGUCUACGUCUCUUCGGUAACGUCAUCCGACGCACCCUUUUCUCCAAAGACUUCAUGGGUGUCCUUCUCUCCGGCAUGGAGAUGUACCUCGAGCUCCCGCUCAAGACAAGGCCUUAUCCUCACGAGGCGGUGAUCCUUGAGAACACGGCAUGA
Messenger RNA from Stereum hirsutum FP-91666 SS1, 189 nucleotides. RefSeq lists its product as uncharacterized. The record is from RefSeq and is a predicted model, not a curated record. The transcript has 2 exons. The coding region runs from base 1 to 189 and encodes 62 amino acids. Lineage: Eukaryota; Fungi; Basidiomycota; Agaricomycetes; Russulales; Stereaceae.